This is a messenger RNA of Sphaeroforma arctica JP610, 218 nucleotides long. RefSeq lists its product as hypothetical. The transcript has a single exon. The annotation marks the transcript as partial. The record is from RefSeq and is a predicted model, not a curated record. NCBI's taxonomy places the organism in Eukaryota, Ichthyosporea, Ichthyophonida.
GCUUGUUCUGUGGCCAGUGCAAAACCGACGAUGCCUGUAAGUACAGGUACGGGGAUGCGAGUAGGACCUGCAUAGCCUCCGAAGACGUGUUACUGAAUCAGGGCGAUGUGGUGCUUAGCGUGGAGACUACCGAUAGUGGCAUUUCUAGUGUGUUCCAGGGCCAACCGGCGCAAAUCCAACUCAAGUUCAACCAGCCGGACGAGCCAAGGUCUGUCUGA